Messenger RNA from Aspergillus terreus NIH2624, 747 nucleotides. RefSeq names its product DUF427 domain-containing protein. The record is from RefSeq and is a predicted model, not a curated record. The coding region runs from base 1 to 747 and encodes 248 amino acids. NCBI's taxonomy places the organism in Eukaryota, Fungi, Ascomycota, Eurotiomycetes, Eurotiales, Aspergillaceae. The transcript is spliced from 3 exons.
AUGUCCAUCCCCUUCCCCUAUGCCGGCUACUCCGAGGACGUCGCCCGCCGUGUCCGCGUCGUCUUCAACGGCGAGAUGAUCGUCGACUCCCACACCCCCAAACUCGUCUGGGAACACCCCUACUACCCGGUGUACUACUUCCCCAUCAAGGACAUCACCAUCAGCUAUGACUGUCUGCAGAAUGAAACCAUCGCUUCCGACGGAGACGAGGCCAUCUACGACCUCGUCAUCGGCCACCGCACCUCGCCCGCCGCCGUCACCCGCGUCUUGAAAGCUGGCCCGCUCAUGGACCACUACAAGAUCGGGUUCGACAAGGCGGAUCUCUGGCUGGAGGAGGACGAGCGUAUGCUCGGCCAUCCGCGGGAUCCGUACAAGCGGAUUCAGAUCCUGCAGUCGUCGAAGCAUGUGCGGGUCGAGAUUGAUGGCGUCGUGGUGGCGGAUACCACCCGGCCGAAGCUGUUGUAUGAGACCGGGUUGCCGGUGCGGAAGUAUAUCCCGUUUGCGGAUGUGAAGUGGGAGUUGUUGAGGGAUGAUGUUGGGCGAAGCACGAGCUGUCCGUAUAAGGGCGAUGCCAGCUACUAUAUUGUUCGACUGCCGAGUGGCGAGAAGACCGGGCUGGCGUGGUGGUACAAGACACCGCUGCCGGAGAGCACCGAGAUCAGAGGACAUGUCGCGUUCUAUGAUGAAAAGGUCGAUGUGUGGGUUGAUGGGAAGAAGCAGGAGAAACCAGCUACAAAGUUCUCCUAG